AUGCCAGUGCGGGGCGGCCGUUGGGGAAGCUUCUGGGAGCUGCGGGCGAGGCAGCUGCAGCGUCAACUGCAGGCCAAAGAGGAGAGAAUAGUUGAGCUGGAAACGGAGAAUGCUCUUCUUCACCUGAAACUGGCGGAGUCCCGGGAAGUGACGGGAAGGGGCUGCAGGGAAGAGAUGCCCCGGCGAGGACACUCAAGCUCCGCCCUGACCCGGCUCUGCCGCGCCGCCCAGAAGCUGAAACGAGAGAUGGAGGUGCUUCGGUCCUCUUCUCGAGGGCUCCUCCAGAGUUACCGGGAGGAGCAUCGGGACUGUCUUUCUGAGAUAGUGCGGGCUGUCCAGACGGCCCAGCUCCACCAUGAGGCUCUGCUGGCGGCCUGGCCGGCGGAGGCAGGGCGUCUGGAGCGGUCCCUGCGGGACGUGACCGAGUGCUGGCGGCAGGAGCAGCGGGAGCGGCGGCGGCUGCAGGAGGCCCUGGCGGAGCUGAAGGGCGACAUCAGAGUCCUCUGUCGGAUCCGCCCUCUGCUGCCCUUCGAUGACAAGGCUCAGGAGCUGGUCUCACGGAACAGCUCCGUGUCCGGAGGCGUGGUCCACGCAGUCGAUGACGAAACCGUCCUGGUGGAGUGCACCCGGCCUGGCCACCCUUUGAUUAAUAAGACAUAUACGUUUGAAAGAGUUUACGGCCCAGCAGCAUCUCAGAGAGUGGUGUUUGAAGAUGUGUGUCCCCUUCUUACGUCCUUCUUGGAUGGGUACAACGUCUGCAUCAUGGCUUAUGGGCAGACGGGAAGCGGGAAGAGCUUCACCAUGCUGGGCCCGCAUUGCCAGGAGGAGCCGGCCCCGCCGUCGGAACCCCGCGGCGACGCGGGCAUCAUCCCCAGGGCGGCUGGAGAGCUCUUCAGGCUUAUUUCAGAAGAUGCGUCACGGAGCCCCGAGGUGGACAUUUCCAUAGUGGAAGUUUAUAACAAUGACAUUUUUGACCUUCUGGCUAAUGACAGCUGUCGAGUGGCAUCUGGGAUGAAGCGACAGGUGCUGACGACCCAGCAGGGGAAGAAGGCGGUCUGCGGGCUGACCUACCAGUCGGUCCGCAGUGCCGCGGAGUUCCUGACGCUUGUGGGCAGGGGUCUGCAGCUGCGGGCGAAGCAGCCCACUGCGGUGCAUGCCGAGUCCUCCCGAUCUCACCUGGUGAUAACCGUGACCCUGGCCACAGCCACCUCCCCCCCCCCACAGUCAGAUCAGUCAGCGUCCACAGAGCCCUGCCGGCCUGGACCGCGGUCGCCGGCCACCGGGAAGAGGCAGAGCCCGCCCGUGCCCCCGAGGACCCGCGGGCAUGGACUCGGGCAGGUGGCCCCAGACCCCCUGGGGCAGGUGCACGCCACCCUGCAGCUUGUGGACCUGGCGGGCAGCGAGUGUGCGGGUGUGUCUGGAGUGACGGGGCCAGCCCUGAGGGAGACCUCUUGCAUAAACCGGAGCCUGGCGGCCCUCUCGGACGUCUUGGGGGCGCUGGCGGAGGGCAGAAGCCACAUCCCCUACCGGAACAGCCGGCUCACCCACCUGCUGCAGGACGUGCUUGGAGGUGACGCCAAGUUACAGGUGAUCGUGUGCGUGUCCCCAGGCCAGAGGCACGUGGCCGAGACGCUGCAGAGCCUGCGGUUUGGCGCCCGAGCGAGGCAAGUGGAGCGAGGCCGUCCAGCCCCCAGAAAACUCAGGUGA
Rangifer tarandus platyrhynchus (Svalbard reindeer) is the source of this 1707-nucleotide messenger RNA. NCBI's taxonomy places the organism in Eukaryota, Metazoa, Chordata, Mammalia, Artiodactyla, Cervidae. The record is from the annotation of a GenBank genome assembly.